AUGAUAAUUAAUAUAUCAACCUCCAAGAAGAGGGAUGAUCCACGGUGGAUGGAUGGGAAAAUGUUAUCGUUACAAAUAAGAACGUCGCCGGGUUGUACUUUAUACGAUCUUCUGAUCGGCCAAAAGGUGGAAAUGGCUCAACAUACAUCCAACGAUGAACAAAAAUCACAAAAGAAUGUGGUGGAUAGUAAAUCUGAAAUUACUAAUACACCAGGUAAAAUGUUUGUCGUCAAACGUGAUGGUACUCGUGUAGCAGUAUGUAAUAGACCAACCUCAACUCAACUAUACUUUUAUAAAAAAGAGAUAGAUGUAAAAUAUGAUAAGAUUACAACAAGAUUACAAUAUUUAUGUGAUUUGGAACCAAAAUUGGAUACCAAUAUAAUUGAUCCAUCCGAGAUUACACAAAAGGUGGCCAGUGGAGUAUUCCCAGGUGUAAAGACCACUGAAUUGGACAAUUUGGCUGCAGAGACUGCUGCCUACAUGUCGACCAAGCACCCAGACUAUGCCGUCUUGGCUGCACGUAUUGCAGUGUCCAACUUGCACAAACAGACACACGAAUCCUUUUUAGAGACCGUCAAGCUCCAACACGGAUACGUGUCACCCAAGACUGGCGCACCAGCCCCACUAGUAUCCGACGAGAUUUUGGCACUGGCCAACAAACACGUCGAUCGUAUCGAGGCUGCCAUAAAGUAUACUCGUGACUUUGAGUAUGACUUUUUCGGUUUCAAGACACUCGAACGUUCCUAUUUGCACCGUGUCAAUGAUAUGAUCAUCGAACGUCCCCAACACUUGUUGAUGCGUGUCUCACUUGGUAUCCACGGUGACGACAUUGACGCUGCCAUUGACACGUACGACCAAUUGUCAAACCGUUACUUUACGCAUGCCACCCCAACCCUCUUUAACGCUGGCACCAACUCGCCUCAAAUGUCGAGUUGUUUCCUCGUGCAGAUGAAGGACGACUCGAUCGAAGGUAUUUAUGACACGCUCAAGCAAUGUGCCCUCAUUUCCAAGAGUGCCGGUGGUAUUGGUAUCGCCGUGCACAAGAUCCGUGCCGCACGAUCCUAUAUCCGUGGAACCAACGGUACUAGCAACGGUUUGGUGCCAAUGCUACGUGUGUUUAACGAUACUGCCCGUUAUGUCGACCAAGGUGGAGGCAAGAGAAAGGGUGCGUUUGCUGUCUACCUCGAACCAUGGCACUCGGACAUUUUCGAGUUUCUCGACCUUAAAAAGAACCACGGUAAAGAAGAGAUGCGUGCCCGUGACCUCUUUUACGCACUCUGGGUAUCCGAUCUCUUUAUGGAACGUGUCGAACAGAAUGCCGAGUGGUCGUUGUUUUGUCCAAACGAAGCUCCUGGAUUGGCCGAUUGCUACGGCGACAAGUUCCGCGAUCUCUACCUUUCCUACGAGCAGACUCCUGGAUUAGCCCGUAAGGUGGUCAAGGCACAAGACCUCUGGUUUGCCAUCAUCGACUCGCAAAUCGAGACUGGUACCCCAUACAUCCUCUACAAGGACGCUUGCAAUGAAAAGUCCAACCAAAAGAACCUUGGCACUAUUCAAUGCUCCAAUCUCUGUACCGAGAUUAUCCAGUACACUUCAGCCGACGAAGUAGCCGUUUGCAACCUUGCAUCGAUUGCUCUACCAAAGUUUGUCAAGCGUAGUUCGCCAUCGGCCGUCGCUUCAUUUGACCAUAACCAUCUCGCCGAAAUCACCCGUAUCAUUACACGUAACCUCAACAAGAUCAUUGACCGUAAUUUCUACCCAGUCGAAGAAGCUCGUCGUUCCAACAUGCGUCAUCGUCCAACCGGCAUUGGAAUUCAAGGUUUGGCCGACGUCUUUAUCGCUCUCCGUAUGCCAUUUGACUCACCAGCUGCCGCCGUCCUCAACAAGGAGAUUGCCGAAACCAUCUACUAUGCUUCCCUUGACGCAUCGUGUCAAUUGGCCGAGCGCGACGGUCCAUACGAGACCUUUGCAGGUUCGCCCGCUUCCCAAGGUAUCCUACAAUUUGACAUGUGGGAUGUCCAACCAUCUGCCCGUUGGGACUGGGCCGCUCUCAAACAACGUAUCGUCAAACACGGUCUACGUAACUCGUUGCUCGUCGCACCCAUGCCAACAGCAUCCACCUCACAGAUUCUCGGCAACAAUGAGUGUUUUGAACCAUACACUAGCAACAUUUACUCGCGCAAGGUCUUGGCCGGCGAGUUUACCGUCGUCAACAAGCAAUUGCUCCAGGAUCUCAUGGCACUUGGUUUGUGGACUCCCGAAAUGAAGAACCAAAUCAUUGCUAACCGUGGGUCGGUACAAAACGUCCAAGGUAUCCCCGACGACCUCAAAGAGCUGUACAAGUCGGCUUGGGAGAUUCGUCAACGUACACUCAUUGAUAUGGCUGCCGACAGAGGUGCCUUUAUCGACCAAAGUCAGUCGUUCAACGUGUUUAUUGCCGAACCAAACUUUGCCAAACUCACCUCUAUGCAUUUCUACGCCUGGAAGAAGGGUCUCAAGACUGGUAUGUACUACCUCCGUACUCGUGCCGCUGCCGACGCCAUCCAAUUCACCGUCGAUCAACAAAUGCUCACUCAAACCAAAGCCAACGCCGCCGCUGCCGCCGAACAACAACUCUUGGCUGAUGGCACUGUUGUCCCUGUCACUGUCAAUGCCGAUGGAUCCAUCAAGACACCAACAAAGACACCAACCAGAAUCAAUCCAACUUCUCCCAACACUCAAGUUGUCAGUCCACUAAGAUUCAACCCUAAUCAACCAACCUCAACUGAAGAUUAUGGUGAUGGUGCUGUUUGUCGUCGUGAACAAGGUUGUAUUAGUUGUGGUUCCUAA
Messenger RNA from Cavenderia fasciculata, 2829 nucleotides. RefSeq names its product ribonucleotide reductase large subunit (gene rnrA). The transcript is spliced from 5 exons. Gene Ontology annotation, cellular component: ribonucleoside-diphosphate reductase complex. Gene Ontology annotation, molecular function: ATP binding; ribonucleoside-diphosphate reductase activity, thioredoxin disulfide as acceptor. The record is from RefSeq and is a predicted model, not a curated record. Lineage: Eukaryota; Evosea; Eumycetozoa; Acytosteliales; Cavenderiaceae. Bases 1 to 2829 code for a protein of 942 amino acids. Gene Ontology annotation, biological process: DNA replication; deoxyribonucleotide biosynthetic process.